Molecule: messenger RNA, 2407 nt
Organism: Psylliodes chrysocephalus
Lineage: Eukaryota; Metazoa; Arthropoda; Insecta; Coleoptera; Chrysomelidae
Source: the annotation of a GenBank genome assembly
CAAAAAGAAGAUGAUAGGUGGAAUGUAAUCAACUAAAAGAAAAAGAAGAAGAACAUAACCUCCAUUGAUGAAGUGUCUGUUUUUAAUUUUUAAAAGUCAUUUUUUUAUUUAUUUGCAAUAUAUUGGUUGAAAAGUGUUGUUACUUUUAUUUUUAUUAGAUUUUUAAAUAUUUCUAACUAUAAAAUGGAAAAAGUAAUCGACAGAUCUCAAUAUGUUCUUCCAAACGAUCAACCAGUGGUAUCUUUAGAAGUUAAAUCAGCGUUCGAUGGUCUAACCCAAAAAGAAAAACUGUACGCCCAUUAUAUUAGCAAAGCCUCUUGGCAUGGAGGUUUGAUCACCUUAUUACAAACCAGUCCUGAAUCUGGACCAAUUUUUGUACUCUUACAUAAAUAUUUCGCUGCACAGGAUCCUACAGAAUUAAGAAGUGCUGCACUCAAUGCAGGAUUUACUCAAGAUGAAAUUACUGCUUUGUAUGUGUAUUCAUGUGGAGUUUUCUGCAAUGCUGGCAACUAUAAGGGAUUUGGAGAUACAAAAUUUAUACCCAACAUUGACCAAGACCGUUUAGAAGGUCUAUUGAGCAUUAGUCCAGUUUGGAAGCAAUUGGAACCUCUAUGGCUUAAAUUAAAACAUAUAAUUUAUGAUCUUAGUCCAGGCAAAACGUGUCUUGGUUAUAAUCCUGAAGGUAGCACCACUUAUUUGUCAAAAAACUGCAAACCAGAAGAUAAUGACAUUGUACAAAAUUGGUUGAAAUCUGAAAAAAUGGAAUGUUACAAUACCAGACUUUUUAAAACUGUUGAAAAUAAUCAUACAUUAUAUGAAAUUAGAUUAGCAUCUGAAGAUAAAACCUCAUUAAGAUCGCACACUGAUGGAAACGUAACCUUUCAAAUAACUAGCGGCGAUUAUUCGCCUCUCAUGGGAAAGGUAGCUGAUGAUCUACUAAAAGCUGUAGAAUUUGCAGCCAAUGAAACCGAAAUGAAUAUGCUUAAAGCUUACGCUAAUUCUUUCAAAACUGGUUCUCUAGAUGCUCACAAGCUUGGUUCUAGGUACUGGAUUAAAGACAAAGGACCAGCUGUUGAAACGUAUAUUGGAUUUAUAGAAACGUACAGGGAUCCAGCUGGAGUAAGAGGAGAGUUUGAAGGUUUCGUAGCUGCGGUAAAUAGAGCAAUGUCUGCGAAAUUUACGACAUUAGUUUCAAAUGCCGAACAAUUUCUUACUUUAUUACCUUGGAACAAAGGAUUUGAAAAGGACACAUUCCUGAAACCCGAUUUUACUUCGCUAGAUGUCGUUACUUUCGCCGGUAGCGGUAUACCUGCUGGUAUUAAUAUACCUAAUUAUGACGAAAUUCGCCAAACUGAAGGUUUUAAAAAUGUUUCUUUAGGAAAUGUAAUUCCAGCUAGCUAUCAGCAAUCCGUUACCCCAUUUUUAACCUCAACUGAUGCAGAACUACUACAAAAAUGGAGAGUGCCAGCUUUUGAAUUGCAAGUCGGUCUGCAUGAACUUCUCGGUCACGGAUCCGGCAAACUUUUAAAGAAAGAACCCGAUGGCACUUUCAAUUUCCCUCCGAGCUUAUUAGAUCCUCUUACUGGCCAACCUCCGUCCUCUUUCUAUGAACCCGGUGAUACAUAUGAUACAAGAUUCGGUCCUCUAAGUUCGACUUACGAAGAAUGUCGAGCCGAAGCUGUAGGACUGUAUUUGAGUCUCGAUCCGGACGUUUUAAAAAUAUUCGGCCACGAAGGAAAGGAAGCCGACGAAAUUACUUAUGUCAAUUGGCUGUCGCUGGUGUGGGCUGGAGCAGGAAAGGGUCUGGAACUGUGGGAACCAGGCAGAGGAUGGUUGCAAGCGCACGCGCAGGCACGUUUUGUAAUAGCAAGAGUUUUAAUACAAGCCGGAGUAGUCUCAGUUACUCAACCAACUAAAGAUGAUCUUCUGGUGUCGCUAGAUCGUUCUGCGAUUAAAGGAGCAGGCAGGGCAGCUAUUGCAGACUUUCUUCUUAAACUGCAAGUUUACAAAUCAACCGGAAACGUGCAGAAAGCAAAAGAACUCUACAAUCAUUACGCCGAAGUAAACGAGCCUUGGUUAAGUUGGAGAUCCAUAGUAAUGGCUAACAAACAACCUAGAAAAAUGUUUGUACAAGUUAAUACUGAAAUAAAAGAAAGUGAAGUAUGUUUGAAAACAUAUGAACCAACUGUUGAAGGUUUAGUGCAUUCUUGGGUUGAGAGAUUUUCUUCUCCUCAACCAUUAUAUGAAGCUUUAAUUGAACUUUCCAAAGCUGAUGCCCACCAUUUUUAAUAAAUUGCAUUUUAUUAUUUUUGAGAUGCUAAAAUAUAUAUUUUUUUAAUAUACUUUAGCCAAUUGUAUUACGUUAAUUAGAUAUGGAUUUAAAUUGUCUUUAAAAAUUUAAUAAAAC